Molecule: messenger RNA, 1031 nt
Organism: Pantherophis guttatus
Lineage: Eukaryota; Metazoa; Chordata; Lepidosauria; Squamata; Colubridae
Source: RefSeq, a predicted model, not a curated record
UCCCUUCCCGGGGCGGCCGCCGUCUCUCGCGCCGUUGCAUGGCCAAGGCGGGGGGUCCCCAGGGGGAGCCCCCCAACGCCGGGCUGGACCAGGACAAGUACGACGCGGCGGAGAACGUGAAGAUCAUCUGCCUGGGCGACAGCGCCGUCGGCAAGUCCAAAUUGAUGGAACGCUUCCUCAUGGAGGGAUUCAAACCACAGCAGCUCUCGACCUUCGCCCUGACCCUCUACAAGUACACAGCCACCGUGGACGGCAAGACGGUUCUUGUGGACUUCUGGGACACGGCCGGCCAGGAGCGUUUCCAGAGCCUGCACCCGUCCUACUAUCACAAGGCCCAUGCUUGCAUCAUGGUCUUUGAUGUCCAGAGGAAGGUCACCUACAAGAACCUGACCAACUGGUAUAAGGAGCUGCGUGAAUUCCGGCCUCAAAUCCCUUGUAUCGUCGUGGCCAACAAAAUAGAUGCCGACCUGAAGGCCACGCAGAAAAGUUUCAACUUUCCCAAGAAGCUCAACCUGCCUCUCUACUUCGUGUCUGCAGCAGAUGGCACCAACGUUGUGAAGCUCUUCAGCGAUGCCAUCAAGCUGGCCGUGGCCUACAAGCAGAACUCGGGGGAUUUUAUGGAUGAAGUCCUGAAGGAGCUGGAGAAUUUUGAGCUAGAGGCGAAGGAGGAGGACUCCCCCGCAGAGGAGGCCAGUCAAGGGGAGACUUCCCCGGUCCACCUGAGCCCCGGGAACGAGUAACCGUGGGCUGCCCACACCUGCACGGAGACCGUGGGCAGCCCUCCCUGCUCAGCGGAGGCCGCCAGGGACCUCCGAGAAGGCCAGCAGAUGGAGGUCAGCUCUGCUGCCCUGGGAGGAGGCGGAGGGCGGACCAGGCUUCCUAGCCCAGAGAGGAGGGGCUGCCGGCUCUGGUAGAGACCUCGAGGCUCAACAAGGCCCCCGUUGCACUUCUAGAAGGACCCUUAGUCUCUGUUGUUGUUGUUGUUGUUGCAAAGAUUCCACCUGGAGAAAUAAAUUUUGGAAGUCUGGAAA